UUGGUGGGUGGGGUCGGGCUUGUUCCGCCCCGCUCCCGGGGCCUGGAACUCCGCUCUGGCGACCAGGGAGCGGGGUCGGUGCGCGGUGACGUCACGGCGCCAGCUCCUUCCGGCGCCGCAGCGCAGGCUAGCAGAGCGCGGAAGCCAAGGCUGGGAUCUGGAGACCUGGGGCUCCGGCUGCGACUGCGCGAGACCAUGGGCGCUCAGGUGAGCGGCGGCCAGGGCGCUCCGGAGCCGACGCAGCCCCAGCCCCAGCCCCAGCCCCAGCCCCAGCCCGCAGCGCCCGAGGGCCCUCAGCGGCCUCCGCCCGAGCCCGGCGCCUGGGGGCCGCUGGACGACGUGCGCUUCCUCAUCGUCUGCACCUCCUGGUACUGACUCGCCGCCCUUCGCAGUUCCGCCCGCCGCCUCCUGUCCUUCUGUCCGCCUCGCCUGAGCCGUCCUUGUCGUCUCUCCCCACGGCCCGGUGUCUUACUUACCGUACCCCCCGGCGCCUCGGAGACGCGCUGACAAUCUGGAGGUCGCGGAGAACUGAAAGGAAGUCCUGGCAGGGCCGCCUCCACAGCCUUGCCAUGGGGCGCCGUCUCGCCUUUGGCCGCUCCCGCCACCCCGAAUUUGUUUGCUUCCCAUUUUGCUCCCAAACCAGCUCAGACCAUCGUGCUCACUCCCACCCCUUCUCCAGCCGUCUGGGUCCUCGGGCAGCCGUCCCUGUCACUGGCUUCCAGAACCAGACCAGGGGUCCUGGUAAGACCCCAAGGCUGCUGACCUGACCUCCCCUUGUCUGCCCCUUAUUGCUGAGAACUGGGCUCUUGCUUUUGUCUCUGGUCAUGGCACCAUGUGCCUUGACUUCAGAGAAAACCUUGUCACAGUGACCCUCCCCGUACUCCUCCUAGGGGAGGUUGCUCCUCUAUCCUGGAUCCCAGUGAGCCAUUAUCAGUAUGUAUUCUUCGGACCCCAAUAACACGGGGCCUCCACAGCCAGCCUUUUGGAGAGGGAAGACAUCUGAUUGCUGGGCUGGCAGAUGAGAUGCGUGGGGCAGCUCCCGGACACCCCCAAAGCACCCUGGUCCACUUCUCCCAGAAGCUUCCUAAGGCCACUCUCAGAACUUGAUUGUUGUUCCCGCAUCCCAGGGAAAUGACACACUCUGUAUUUUUGUUUUAUUUAGAAAUGAUUUAAAAAACAUUUUACAAAGGCUGAUCAGUUUAAAAUGUGACGGACACUGAAAUGCUGUGAUGUUCCCCAGGCCGAGGGGAAGCUGGGCUCUGGGGCCCCCAAUGCUUUGCCCCUCUGACUGACUGCCCUGUCCUGGGGUGAUGGACAAACAGAUGACCACAAGGCAGGAGAAUCUGAGUGGAAGCCUCCAAGCUGGGCCCUCUCUGGGCCUGGCCCUGCAUCCCUCACAUCUGCAGCCUGGGCUGCCUGCCUCCAUCUCCUGCUCUUUCUCAGCUGGCCUCAGUAGUAUCAGGAGCCAACGGGGAGCCUGGGGGGCCUAGAAGUGAGAGCACCAACCUGAGGAGUGGAGAGGGACCAGGAAGGGGAGAAGGGAGGCCAGGAAAAGAUGGAUAAAAGAGACACUUCUGAUCUCAUCUUGGACCCUAAAGGGGUCCACAGGUGGGGACCCAAGGACCACUCAGCCCACUGGAUGGCCUGGGCAAGUAACAACCUCUCUGUGCUUCAUUUGAGGGCACGGUGAGAGUUACCCUCGGCCUCCCAGGGCCUACACGAGUUUGAUGUGAGUGGACAGGUGUGAGCUAAUAAAGUGCUUUGCGAAGUAUAAAA
Diceros bicornis minor is the source of this 1776-nucleotide messenger RNA. RefSeq names its product MMP24 opposite strand (gene MMP24OS). The transcript is spliced from 2 exons. Lineage: Eukaryota; Metazoa; Chordata; Mammalia; Perissodactyla; Rhinocerotidae. The record is from RefSeq and is a predicted model, not a curated record. Bases 196 to 375 code for a protein of 59 amino acids.